Quercus robur (English oak) is the source of this 3109-nucleotide messenger RNA. Its product is annotated as MDIS1-interacting receptor like kinase 2-like. The transcript is spliced from 2 exons. Gene Ontology annotation, biological process: protein phosphorylation. The record is from RefSeq and is a predicted model, not a curated record. The coding region runs from base 106 to 2949 and encodes 947 amino acids. Lineage: Eukaryota; Viridiplantae; Streptophyta; Magnoliopsida; Fagales; Fagaceae. Gene Ontology annotation, molecular function: ATP binding; protein kinase activity; protein binding.
CAUUUGGGAUCGGAAAAAGUUUGGUUUUAAUUUUUCAAACUGGUUUGCUAGAAAUGUAUCCUUAGCAAUCGAAACAAACAGUAAAAGGGUUCUGACUUCUGAGCUAUGGCUUGCCAAGGAAAGCAAUCAAAACAUGUUACACCUGCACUCUUAGUUGCUUGCUGGUUUGUUUUGCUAUCCUCCUGCAAGGCUAAUCUAGAGGCAGAAACAGAGGCUCUACUCAAAUGGAAAAAAAGCCUCCCAGCUGACCAACCAAUUCUGAACUCAUGGGUAGAACAAAUCAAUUCAACUGCUUCAAGUGCAUGCAUAUGGCAUGGAAUAGCUUGCAAUGAUGAAGGGAGUGUUGCUGAAAUAAACCUUGCUUACUCUGGAUUGAAAGGUACCCUCGAAAACUUUGAUUUUCUUUCCUUUCCAAACCUUCUUCGCCUUGAUCUUAGAUCUAACAAACUCAAAGGUACCAUACCAAUGAAUAUUGGCAUGAUUUCUAAAGUCCAAUAUCUUGACCUUUCCAUUAAUUCCUUCAAUGGGUCACUCCCUCUUUCCCUUGCUAAUCUCACUCAAGUUUAUGAGCUUGAUGUUUCCCAAAACAAUAUAACAGGAAAACUCGAUAGCCGUUUGUUCCCUGAUGGAACGGGUAAGUCUAAAACCGGACUCCUUAGUCUAAAAAAUUUUCUCCUCCAAACUAAUGAGCUUGUUGGCAGAAUUCCUGAAGAAAUAGGCAAUUCGAAACACCUGGUUCUACUGGCUCUUGAUGGGAAUUACUUUUUUGGUCCUAUCCCUUCAUCUUUGGGAAAUUUGAGUGACUUAACCAUCAUUCGUCUUGCUGAUAAUCAACUUUCAGGACAGAUUCCUGCCAACAUUGGGACUUUAAAACUAACAGAGGUGUACCUGUUGCUUAACCAGUUAUCGGGCUCUGUACCAGAAGAAAUAGGAAACCUUUCUUCCUUAGUUACUCUACACUUGGCCGAGAAUAACUUCACUGGCCACUUGCCCCAACAAGUUUGUAAAGGUGGAAAACUUGCUAAUUUUAGUGCAGCCUUGAACAAUUUCAUUGGUCCCAUCCCUGUUAGUCUUAAAAACUGUCGAACCUUGAAAAGGGUUCGGCUUGAACAUAACCAACUAACAGGAUAUAUAGACCAAGAUUUUGGGGUGCACCCAAAUCUUACUUACAUUGAUUUGAGUUACAACAGGUUGAGAGGUAAACUCUCACCAAACUGGGGUGAAUGCCAAAACUUGACUGUUUUGAGACUUGCAGGGAAUAUGAUUAGUGGUAAAAUCCCCAAUGAGAUUGUUCAAUUGAGCAAAAUGGGAUACAUUGACCUUUCUUCCAAUCAAUUGUCAGGUGACAUACCUGCAGAAAUUGGAAGGUUAUCCCAGUUGUACUCCCUAUUCCUAAAUGACAACAAGCUUUCAGGUAAGGUACCAGUGGGAAUUGGAGGACUUUCCAACUUGGUGUCUUUAGACCUUUCAAUGAACAUGGUAAGUGGACCGAUUCCAUUUCAAAUUGGGGACUGCUGGAAGCUACAAAGUUUAUCUUUGAGCAACAAUUACUUGAAUGGCAUGAUUCCCUAUCAAAUUGGUGGCCUUGUGGCAUUACAAGAUGUACUAGAUUUGAGUUUCAAUUCACUGUCUGGACAGAUACCACCCCAGCUUGGGAGCCUUAGAAAUUUAGCAAACUUCAACCUCUCACACAACAACCUCAAUGGCUCAAUCCCCACUUCACUAAGUAACAUGAUGAGCUUGACAAGCAUCAACCUGUCAAACAACAACUUAGAGGGUCCUCUUCCUGAGAGCAAAAUCUUUCAGUCAUCUACAUUGGAAGCUUUCAGUAACAACAAAGACCUAUGUGGUGAAAUCCAAGGUUUGCGUCUAUGUAAUGCCUCAGUAAUAAAGAAGGGUGGUGGAAAAGAGAAAAGAAAAAUUGUAAUAGUCAUUGUUGCUUCUUUAGUUGGUGCGUUGUUAGUUUCAUUUGCAUUUGUUGGGAUUUUUAUAUUUCUCCAAAAGAAGUCCUCAAGAAAUAUGUUGAAAGCUGAAAACACAUCAAGGACUGGAAGUCCAUUCUCACUAUGGUACUUUAAUGGGAAGGUCGUGUAUAAAGACAUACUUGAAGCUUCAAAAAACUUUGAUGAAAUGUAUUGUGUUGGGGUGGGAUCAUCUGCAAAAGUUUACAAAGUGGGAAUUCCAGGCAGUCAAGUAUUAGCAGUGAAGAAGCUGAGUUCUCAUGCUGAAGGCGUAGGGGCUGAGAAUAUAAAAAAUUUUACCAACGAGUUAGCAGCUCUGACAGAAAUAAGACAUAGGAAUAUUGUAAAGCUCCUUGGCUUUUGUUUCAAUGAAAAGCACAUGUUUUUUAUAUAUGAAUUCAUGGAAAGAGGAAACUUAGCAGAUAUGUUAAGCAGCAAAGAAGCAAAGGAGCUAAAUUGGGAAACUAGGGUACGAAUCGUUAAAGGUGUGGCCUAUGCUUUAUCUUAUAUGCAUCAUGAUUGUGUUCCACCUAUAAUUCACCGAGACAUCUCGAGCAAGAAUAUUUUGUUGACCUCUGACCUUGAAGCCUGUGUCUCUGAUUUUGGCACUGCGAAGUUCUUGAAGCCUGAUUCAUCUAACUGGACAACAAUAGCAGGCACGUAUGGCUAUCUCGCACCAGAGCUUGCUUACACAAUGGUAGUGACUGAAAAAUGUGACAUUUAUAGCUUUGGUGUUUUGGCACUUGAAGUUCUUGUGGGAAAGCAUCCAGGCGAACUCAUUACAGAUCUACAUUCUUUAGUUGGUACAAAUGUCCACCUCAAAGAUGUGUUAGAUGAUCGUCUUUCACCUCCCACAGGUCAAAAGACUGCUAAUGAGUUAAAUCUAAUAGUGAAAUUAGCAGUUUCAUGUUUACGUACCAAUCCACAAUCUCGCCCAACCAUGCGAAGUGUGUGUCAGCAGCUGGAGAUGGAGGGUUCUAAUAAUUAAAGUAAUCGUCGCUCGCCCUAUGUGUGGGCAUUUUGUGUAUGAUUUUUUUGGGUACUUAAGUUUGUAAGACUAAUAAAGAUGUGUGUAAGAUGCAUAUAUUGAACGCAGACCAUGCAUCCUUUAACUCUUUAAGCAUGUCCUGUUAAUUUUCAUGUAUUGU